AUGGCCUCCCGCAGGGUCCUCUCCUCCCUCCUCCGGUCGUCUGCUUGCCGUCGCCCUCCGCCGCCGGGAAGGUCCCCCUUCACCGCCGCCGGUCCCAUCUCCAGGGGCUCCUCGCCCUCUUCGAUCCCCCGCACCGCCAACCCCGUGGGAUACCUCCUUUCGCGGGCCCUCGAGUACGCGACGGCGGCGGCGGCGGCCCCGGCGGAGGCGCCGCAUUCACCGGCAAAGGCGGCGGAUGGGCCCGGAGGGAAGAUCACCGAUGAGUUCACCGGCGCCGGCGCCGUGGGACGUGUCUGCCAGGUCAUCGGCGCCGUCGUGGACGUCCGGUUCGACGAGGGCGGAUUGCCACCGAUCCUGACGGCUCUGGAGGUCCUGGAUAACUCGAUCCGUCUGGUGCUCGAGGUGGCGCAGCAUCUGGGGGAGAAUAUGGUGAGGACGAUCGCUAUGGACGGGACCGAGGGGCUGGUGCGCGGGCAGAGGGUCUUGAACACUGGCUCUCCUAUCACUGUGAGUAAAUGACAUUGAAAUUCUCUAAAAAAAGUCAAAUGUCGGUAUUAUGUUGACUGGAAUUUGGUGCUUACGCUUUUUGGGCGUCCGAAAUUUCCAUUUAUUUCCAUCUCGACUCUGCUGACCCUCUCCCCAAUAAGUGCAUAAGAAGUUGUGUUUAUCCAUCACUUUUCAUCACCGAUUCGUUGAUGGCUAUUAUUUGAGGCGAAUCCUUGGGGAAGACAUUCCUUAGCAGUUCUAGUCACGCGCUGAUUGUCUUCUGACCUGUGUUUUGAGACGUAUUCCAUUGAAUUCAUGGUUCUGUUCAAUUGGAGUGUUAAGUGGUUUGUUUGAGGUGAUAUCUCUACUGAUCAUAAUUCGGUUGUGCAUUAUUUUGCAUUUUUUGUUGUUAGGACUUGUAUAGUCUCUAUGCGUACAGAGAAAAAACAAUUAUAUUGCUGAUUUCCCUCACACAAUUAGUUUUGGACAGAACUAGAAUUUCUAUUUUUUGUUUUAUAUUUGAGAUUAUUGUCGAUGUUCCACACACAGUGAGUUCCUGAUGGAGUUAGAACCAGAAACUUCUGCCAUUUUUUGUUGUGCACACUGAGGGGAGUGUCCAUUGAUCUUUCUUCCUAGCUUGAAUCCAACCUAAUUUGUUAACUCAUUUCUUUGUGUAUAAUUAUUCGUAAUCAGGUGCCUGUUGGUAGGGCCACCCUUGGGCGUAUCAUGAAUGUCAUUGGUGAGCCCAUCGAUGAGAAGGGUGACAUAAGUAAGUUCACUAGAGCAGCUAAAUAUUUCGAUUAAUUCACACUGCAAUGAAAUGAUCGUUGUUUGACAUUGAUAGGUAGGGGUUGUGCCACAUUCGCCUGGUAUUUAUUAAUUUAUCCUUUCAGAAACGGAUCACUUCCUCCCCAUCCACCGUGAAGCGCCUGCUUUUGUUGAACAGGCGACUGAACAGCAGAUUCUUGUCACUGGAAUCAAGGUUCUAAAUAAUGAUCACUGGAAGAUCAAUUAUUAUUUGGAUUAUUCGUAGUUAUAAUUGCAAUGUCAGUUACAGUAUUUAACAAGAUGUUCCCCUAUUGUUGCAUGCCACAGGUUGUGGAUCUCCUUGCUCCCUACCAGAGGGGUGGAAAGAUUGGACUGUUUGGGGGUGCUGGCGUGGGCAAGACUGUGCUUAUCAUGGAACUGAUCAAUAAUAUUGCAAAGGCUCACGGUCAGUGCGGAGCAAUUUUUAUAUUAUUUUUAUUUCUCAUCGACACUAUGCCAAUGUGGGGUCGACGUUUUCUCUGUCAGGUGGUUUCUCUGUUUUUGCUGGUGUUGGGGAACGAACCCGAGAGGGGAAUGAUCUGUACAGGGAGAUGAUUGAAAGUGGUGUCAUCAAGCUUGGUGACAAACAGGUCUGCAUUUCAGCUUCAUUAUUUCUUUUGUUUGAUGUUUUUUCCCUCCUCUAAUAUGGUCUUGCCCUUGCAGAGUGAGAGCAAGUGUGCUCUUGUUUACGGUCAGAUGAAUGAGCCUCCUGGUGCUCGUGCUCGUGUUGGGUUGACUGGUCUAACUGUGGCUGAGCAUUUCCGGGAUGCUGAAGGGCAGGACGUGCUUCUCUUCAUUGACAACAUAUUCCGUUUCACUCAGGUAUUGCUGCUAGAGUAAGACGACGUCUGUGUGACAUUUUUCAGUUCUUUGACUUCAUAUUUUAUUUUGGUUAAUGGAAUAGGCAAACUCCGAAGUGUCUGCUCUGCUUGGCCGUAUCCCCUCUGCUGUUGGUUACCAACCAACUUUGGCCACGGAUCUUGGAGGGCUUCAAGAGCGUAUCACAACGACAAAAAAGGGUUCCAUCACAUCUGUUCAGGCUAUUUAUGUGCCUGCUGACGAUCUGACAGAUCCAGCUCCUGCAACUACAUUCGCCCAUCUUGAUGCCACCACUGUGUUGUCACGACAGGUUUUCACACGUGCCAUCGCUUUCAUGUUGAAGUACCUGUUUUUCGUGGCAGCCUGUAUAUAAUCACUUUUUUUUUUCUUUACAGAUCUCCGAGCUUGGAAUAUACCCUGCCGUUGACCCUCUUGAUUCCACAUCUCGGAUGCUCUCUCCCCAUAUUUUGGGUCAGGACCACUACAGUACUGCUCGUGGUGUUCAGAAGGUUCUCCAGAACUAUAAAAAUCUUCAAGAUAUUAUCGCUAUUCUGGGGAUGGAUGAACUCAGUGAAGAUGAUAAAUUGACUGUUGCUCGUGCUCGAAAGAUUCAACGAUUUCUCAGCCAGCCUUUCCACGUGGCAGAAGUAUUCACGGGUGCUCCUGGAAAGUACGUGGAAUUGAAAGAGAGUGUGAACAGCUUCCAGGUGAGAUUUUUCAGCCUUUCUGAGAAUGUUCACUUUUUCUUCCCCGAUUUAUACAAGAUAUUUUUUCAUUUUGUUCUGUUUCUGUCAUUCUGAUGGGUAUGUAUCUAUUUUGUAUUACUUUUUUCUGUACUGCUUCUAUAAAUCUUGAGAAUAUCAAAGUCAAUUCUCUUUGCUUGAUAAUAUCGUGACUGUAGCCUAAAGAGGAUCAGAUAGUGUCCACCCUUGAUGCUAUCUCUUGGCAGAUACCCACGAACAUCUUGAUCCACACUCUCUUUUGAUUGUUUUUUUUUUCCCACUGUCCAUGACUGGACUUUUGAGUACCUUAUAACGUUUACUUUUGGAGCCAUUCGAAAGCACCCUUUUAGCAGCCAAAGACACUUUGUUCAUUCUCCUCAUUUCGAAUCACAAUUGCUUUCCUCUGUACAUUUCCUAACUAAAUUUUUUUGCUAUUUCGAUUGUGUUGCGUUUGCAAGCCCUCAGAAGAUCUGCCCCGUUCUGUGCUAUACCUAGUACUGAUCUUACGACUGUGAAAUUAUCUCCUGUAAAUUAGAGCCUAAAUUAGAGGCUUCUAAACUGCACCAUCUAGUCCAAAGAUUGCCUAAUUGUAAACCUUUAUUAAAGCGACGAACUUGUAAUAUUGUGUUCUUUGGAAUUCAUUGAACGCUUUUGUCCGGCAUAAAUUUCUUGUCGCCCUAGGUUUAAGUGAUGAACGGCCGAUUUAUUUUUCUUGGUGUGGCUCAAGUUGAAUUCCUUUUGGCGCUAAAAUAUGUGUUUAGCGCUAAUAUCUGGUCGUCAGUCAUGGAUUAUCCCGAUUUACUGUUUCUUUUUAUCGAGUAUCAAUCAGUGCAUUAAAAAAUCUCCCACAAGUUGUUCAAUAAGUGAAUUGUAAUAAGGUGCGAGUCUUUCCAGAGGUAUUAUCCAUUGGAACAGACGAAUGGAAUGAUGUGGAAUAGAACUUCCAUCCAUGAGAUUUAGUGGAAAAUUGCUAGACUGUAUAUAAAUCUGGGUUGUUCACAUGGUUAAAAUUCACAGACUACAUCUGUGAAAACUGUAUUUGAAAUUUUCAUGCGACGAAUGACGUCACAAAAUUCAUUUUAUCAUUACCUGGGUGUUUCAAAGCAGUUUAUACUUGAUUGCUUUCUAAUGACGGCUGAUAUUAUGAUUCAAGUGGUUUUAAACGAUGAGUAAAUGAAAGGUAUAAAAAAUGGGUGUAGAUAAUGCCCGAUCAAUAAAAAGUGAGGAACUACGAUUUGCAUACGAGUUUUCUGGGGCAAGAAUUACAUCAAAAAGUACGUUUUUGAACUGGGAUGUGAGUUUUAACUCAAUUUGUUUUCGAUUAUCGAUCUUUCUGAAUCAAUCAUUGACCUGAUGUUGCAAUUCGGUUAGUCUCCACGGCGCAAACGUUCCCAUUUUAGUUCAUCUCAUGGACCAUGUUGGUGUCUCUGGCCCCUGCAAUGCUUCUCCACCAAGAAGAAGGUGGUCGUGGUUGGUUGACUUUGCUCCUAUUUGUUCAAAUGCGUCACACCAGCGCAUCAAAAGGCGUGCUGGAACAUCAUUUAAUGGACCUCCUUCCUUCCCAUAAAUCUUUUUCUUUCAACUUCUCUGGUUCUGAGCCAGAAGUUAUAACUUGCAUUAGGGAUCUAAGCUGGUGGGUGGGUUCUCAUAUCACGAUUCUUGUCUAUUAUGAAGAAGUAGACCUCUCCAACAGCAACAUCUCCCUGGUUUGUCCCUGCAGGGCGUUCUGGACGGCAAGUAUGAUGAUCUCCCUGAGCAGUCCUUCUACAUGGUUGGAGGGAUUGAGGAGGUGAUUGCCAAGGCUGACAAGAUCGCCAAGGAGUCCGCUGCCUGA
Molecule: messenger RNA, 4668 nt
Organism: Spirodela intermedia
Lineage: Eukaryota; Viridiplantae; Streptophyta; Magnoliopsida; Alismatales; Araceae
Source: the annotation of a GenBank genome assembly